Messenger RNA from Suillus bovinus, 457 nucleotides. RefSeq lists its product as uncharacterized. The coding region runs from base 119 to 352 and encodes 77 amino acids. The transcript has 2 exons. The record is from RefSeq and is a predicted model, not a curated record. NCBI's taxonomy places the organism in Eukaryota, Fungi, Basidiomycota, Agaricomycetes, Boletales, Suillaceae.
UAAUCUCUUAUCCUGGUGCGCCCGACGAAAACUAACCUCGUAGUGGAUUAUGUGUUGAUUGUCAGUAGGAGUUCUGAGGUGUUGGUGUUAUCUCCAGCGUCGUUAUAGUAGCUGUUUCAUGCGAAGUAUAGGUUUAACGACAUUUCAAUCCACAUUCCCACUAGUACUGGCCAUGGACUAUCUUACGAAAGCGCGAGUCAACGAAAGGCAUCAACUGCAUGAUGGAUUCAGUGUUGCACGUUUUAGAUCAGUUUUCAUUGGCAGCUGUAUAACAAGAGUGUUUCCCCCUUCAGCCAUUUUGCGUCUGAGCAUUGUUCUCUCUCUGUCCUAUCUCAACGCUCUUUUGAUCUAGGUGUGAUGUCAUCUCUUCAUCUUACAUCAAUCACGGAAUCUCAAGCAGGACGUCUCUGAUGAAACCUGGUGCCUCACUGCUGCGCCAACUUCAUGAUGCAAAUCA